Messenger RNA from Coffea arabica (coffee), 1312 nucleotides. RefSeq lists its product as uncharacterized. NCBI's taxonomy places the organism in Eukaryota, Viridiplantae, Streptophyta, Magnoliopsida, Gentianales, Rubiaceae. Gene Ontology annotation, biological process: regulation of DNA-templated transcription. Gene Ontology annotation, molecular function: DNA-binding transcription factor activity; DNA binding. The record is from RefSeq and is a predicted model, not a curated record.
GAAGACGAAACAAACGAUGACUGGAAAAAAAUUGGUACCAUUUUCAGAAUUUCCCAAGAUUUUGCUCCUCUAUCAAUCAGCUAAUCCCAAAAGUGGCAGCAAUUAAUCCAAUCUUGUAUUUCAUAUUGAUUGUACAAGUACAACUAGUAAGAAUUUUGUUUCAUAUUUUGGUCUUUACCAAAUUAUGGACCAAGUACAUUGGCUAGUUUUUGCAUAUUAAUGCAUGACUUCCUAAUGUUGUCAAGUUCGAUCUCUACCCCAGUGUGCUGGAGCUGAUUUGUCUGCCAUCUGCCAUACUUAAUCAUACCAUAUUUUUUAUCUUGUUAAACCAUAUGAUCAACCAGCAAAUCCUCAAGCCCAUCUCCAUGGAUGGUAGCAUGGACGCUCAAAGCUCAAAAGUACAAUCUCAGUCCCAAGAUCCAUUUAGAAGUCUACCCUUGCUGCCUAUGAUGGCAACAGCAACCCCUCCUGAAAGUAUUGAAGUGCAAGUAGACAUGGAAAGUCCAAGAAGAGGAAAUAUUACCAUCCAUGGAAGAAGAAGAUUUUUAGGAGUUAGACAACGGCCUUCGGGAAGAUGGGUAGCUGAAAUCAAGGAUUCAUCUCAGAAGCUGAGGCUGUGGCUGGGGACUUUUGACACAGCUGAAGAAGCAGCCUUGGCUUAUGACAAUGCUGCUAGACUUCUAAGGGGAAGAAAUGCUAAGACGAACUUUACAUACAAUGGAACCAUGGAUACGCGCGAAGAAAAUCUUAGUUUGCUGGGAAAGAAUCCAAGGCUUUACCAGCUUCUUAAACAUGCCAUCACGAAGAACCUGGCGAAAUCCUCAGCUCUCGAUUCUUCAAAAUCUACGCGGAAUUUUACUGAUCAGAGUGUCGUUGAAGGAGAAAGCAGCCCUGUUGAUCAUGUUGUAACAACAGUUGAAGAUAAUAUAAUUGGAAAUGAAGAUCAUGAUCAGUCUCAAGAAAAACGUGAGCUCCGGAGGAUCUCACUUGGCAGCUCAAAGGUGUAUUCUUCUGUUAUUGUGGCUCCUUCUUUCAGCGCUUCUUUAAGUCAAGGAAGAGAAGAACCAGAGAACAAUUCUCGGGGGGCUCUGUUUAAUUCACUGUUUUAUCAGACAAAUGUAAUGUCCCACAACAAACUAGUGUAAGCUACUGUUUGUUAAUUAUCUAAAUCAGGCUUCUUUCACCUGAAAGUUAAACAUGUUUUCUUCCAGUUCAAGGCAGAAACUAUAGGAAUUUGAGGUGUGCUUUUCUUGGCAGUGCAUUUCUUUCCAUGUUCCUCAGCUAGUUUAGCAUCCAUUUCAAUUUCGAGCCA